Molecule: messenger RNA, 1108 nt
Organism: Cokeromyces recurvatus
Lineage: Eukaryota; Fungi; Mucoromycota; Mucoromycetes; Mucorales; Mucoraceae
Exons: 2
Coding region: 499-888 (129 amino acids)
Source: RefSeq, a predicted model, not a curated record
AUGCUAUUUGUACCAAUCAAGAAGUAAUUUAUCCUGCUAAUCUGGAAGUUGCCGACACUCACAAAACCUCAAUCAACAACAAUCUUAUUAAUGAAUGCCGCCAAAGAUUAUAUGGCUUGAACCUGACUGAAGCAGAUUACUAUGCUAGAUCUCACUUGUAUUUGCCAUAGCUAUACCAUGUUUUAGAAAGAAUGGAGUAGCAAGUCAUCAUUCGUGAGCCAAUGUUGUCGCACACCGUCUGAUUUCUAAUACACCAUCAACAAGGACAUGUAACUGGGAAGCUCUGCGUUAUAUAUUUCGGAACUUUGAGGCAAUUAAAGACUAUUACACAACCGGGUUGAAAAAGCUCAAAUAUCACGGCUAUAGAAGAAACAAGCAAAAAGCAUUGACCCGAAAUGUGUAAACGGUUGUUUACAGGUAGCAGAAAAUACCAAGAAGGCAAUUCUGAUAUACAGCAAGCAAAUCAGCAAAAGUGGAAACCGUUAGCCCCUAGAGGCAAUGCCGGUGAAGCUGAAAGGCAUACUAGUAGUGGCGUUUGGUUCUGCUCGGUUCGGUGGGCUUCGUAGAAAUGUACCUUCUCCAACAAAGGCAUUCAGAAAAGCCUUGCUAAAUUAUGUCAAAUCAACCAGAUGCAACCAGCCAAAUUCAAGAAAGUACGUCGUUAUGAUUGAUGAGUAUUUCACAAGUCAAGUAUGUCCCAGAUGUCAUACAAGAAGUACUUUCAACCAACGUGAUAACUCCAAUAUGAUGAUCCAUCCAGUUCUCAACUGUCAAACUUGUAAUACUCGAUGGAACACAGAUCACAUGGUGAGCCUCAACAUGCGCUCUAUUUCUUUGUAUAUGGCUGCCAACAACAACAAUCGACCUGAAGAGUUUCGGCGGGGGUAAGCUAUCUUGAUAUUAAUAUAGAUAUCAUUACUUCAUAUACUAACAACAAUAUUAUUAUUUGUGGAAAAAUAGCCUUAACAAUUGAAUAACAUUAUGUUUUGUAUAACAGCAAGACACCCCAUAUUUACAGGUAAGUUGACCUAUUAUUCGCCCAAAAAUUAAAAGUAUCUCAACAUGCUACAUUUCCGUAUCGCUGUCCUACUUUCGUGUCUCUAUCCCA